AGUUCCUACAAAAACACGGAUUCACCAGCCAAUCGAUAUUUGCUGACCACUUCGCGCAGGAUAAUUGAAACGCCGAUUUGAAACUGUGAACGUGUCGCUGUCUAAAAACUUUGAGGUUAGGAUUACGGAUAGCGUAGGAUAGUGAUUGACGACGAAAGUGGAGUAAACUCGAUCAUUCGUUCAACGUGAAUUCGAGGAGACAUCAGGAGAUACGUGUAUUUUCUUGAGAGGUUAUGGUCACUAUGGGUGCAGCAGAGAAUUCCGUUAUAAAAAUCAAUAAGUGGGACGGCUCAGCUGUGAAAAAUGCCUUGGACGAUGCAGUUAAGGAUGUACUUACGAAAAAGUAUAACUACAUAGAAAAUUUUUCUCUUCUUGAUGGAAGACUGUUCCUCUGUGGAAUCACCGUUACAAUAGCUAUCGUAGCAUUGUUGUGUGAUUACUUAUAUCCAUUCCCUGCCUCCAAGCCUGUUUUAAUAGCCUGCGUCUCUUUCUAUUUCCUUCUAAUGGGUCUCUUGACUUUAUAUACGACAUACAAAGAGAAAGGCAUAUUUGUAGUUGCAAUUCAAAGAGAUCCAGCAGGUUUUAAUCCAGACAUGAUUUGGGAGGCAAGUUCCUACUUAAAGAAAUAUGAUGACAAAUACAACUUGAUACUGUCAAUUAGAAGCGCAUCAAUGGGAAUCUUUAAUGAGACAAGUGUGACCAAAUCCGUUGCAAAUUUCAUUGAUGUUAAUGGCGUGGUGAUACCGGAACUGAUAGAAACUGUGGUAACGAACAUGCAUGACAGUCUGACGUCGCAGCGCAAAGAGAAGUAGCAGCGUACUGAGAUCUAACUCAGUAAAGCUUUUUUUUCUCUAAAGUAAAUAAUUUUUUAAUAAAAUUGUUUUCAGAAGUAUUCUGAAAUACAUUCAAUUCACGUUUUCAAUCUCGUGUAACGAUGUAAAUAACACGUAAAAGUAAGAAGCCAAGCGUUUUCAUUUAUAUAUUGUAAUUAUUGUAUUUGACAGGCAUAAUGAAACGAGAACAUAUUAUAAACUUUUUUUCUAAACAAA
Messenger RNA from Solenopsis invicta (red fire ant), 1049 nucleotides. It is a transcript of the gene Spase25, whose product is annotated as probable signal peptidase complex subunit 2. Bases 234 to 812 code for a protein of 192 amino acids. The transcript is spliced from 3 exons. The record is from RefSeq and is a predicted model, not a curated record. Gene Ontology annotation, cellular component: signal peptidase complex; membrane. NCBI's taxonomy places the organism in Eukaryota, Metazoa, Arthropoda, Insecta, Hymenoptera, Formicidae. Gene Ontology annotation, biological process: protein targeting to ER.